Messenger RNA from Malaclemys terrapin pileata, 2880 nucleotides. RefSeq names its product seryl-tRNA synthetase 2, mitochondrial (gene SARS2). Gene Ontology annotation, molecular function: protein binding; ATP binding; serine-tRNA ligase activity. Gene Ontology annotation, cellular component: mitochondrion. Lineage: Eukaryota; Metazoa; Chordata; Testudines; Emydidae. The transcript is spliced from 22 exons. The record is from RefSeq and is a predicted model, not a curated record. The coding region runs from base 237 to 2228 and encodes 663 amino acids. Gene Ontology annotation, biological process: mitochondrial seryl-tRNA aminoacylation.
GGUGACUCCGAUUUACACCAGCCGGCGACCAGAGCCGGUGUCAGACCCCGCAGCGGGGCUGAGCGGGGAACCCGGAGCCUGUUCCAGGCACCCCCUGGCGGGCAAGGGGGAAAUCCGGUGCUCGCUUUGCACCGUGUAAACGAAGCCGGGGCGGCUCCAAGGCGGGGCCGGGAUCACAUGAGCGGAUGCAGAAGGGAAAGUAACUGGGCCUGAGCGAGCCAGGCCGCCCCCCGGCCAUGGGGCAGUCGGAGAGCCGGGAUCCCCCGGUCCUGCUGGACCUGAACCCGCUGCCGGACGAGCUCCUGGCGCAGAUCCUGAGCUGGGUCCCGGGCCGCGCCCUGGUGACCCGCUGCCGGCUGGUGUGUCGCCGCUGGCGGGACCUCAUCGACGGGCCCACGGUCUGGCGGCUGCAGGGCGAGAGGCGCCCGGGCUUGGGGGCCACCCUGGCGGCCGCCCGCCUCUGCCUCCCGCCGCAGUGGAGCCGGAUCUGCCUCCUGGAGCCCUUCGGGCGCAACCUGGUCCGGAACCCCUGCGGGCAGGAUCAGUUCAGUCACUGGCAGGUGGAGCAUGGGGGCCAUGGCUGGAAGGUGGAAGAGAACCGCUGCCCGGUCGAGGGCGCCCCGGCCCAGACCUGCUUUGUCUCAUCCUUUCAGUGGUGCAUCAAAUCGCAGCUCGUAGAUCUUCUAAAGGAGGGGUUAUGGGAAAAACUGCUGGAUACCUACCAACCGGAAAUCUACAUCUCCGACUGGUGGGGCGCCCGGGAAGACUGUGGCUGUGAAUACUCCAUCUGCGUCAGGCUCCUGGCUGCCAACAGAAGUACUGUAAUCGCUGAAUUCCAAGCCAACCCCGAUCCCAUACAACAGUGGAACGACGCGCAGUAUCACCAGGUGUCCUACCGGUUCAGGCAGUACGGCCGCGGCGUCCGGUAUGUGUCCUACCGGUUCAGGCAGUACGGCCGCGGCCUCUCCACAUGGAAGAGGCUGGUGAAGGUGCAGGAAGAGAUUGGAAAACUUGAAACUGAGAAAGAGGAAGUCUCCGCUCAAGUGAAAUGCCUCGUGGAGACCCAGGACAAGAGCACGUUGCAGGCGCUUCCCGAUUACCAGGCGCUACGGAACCGCGGGCGGGAAAUACGUCACCAGCUGAAUUCCCUGUACCAAGAGGAGCUGGUGCUGGAUGAACAGUACUAUCUGAAGGCUCUGAAACUGCCGAACUGGACCCACCCUGAUGUGCCCAUCGGAGACGAGAGCCAAGCGAGGGUGGUGGAGGUCGUGGGAGAGAAACCAGCUUUUGAUUUCAAAGUGAGGGGGCACCUGGAAAUUGGGGAAGACCUGGAUAUCAUCAGACAAAGGCGCCUCUCUCACAUCUCAGGCCACCGCUCCUAUUAUCUCCGAGGGGCCGGAGCCAUGCUCCAGCACGCCCUCGUCCAGUUCACAGUCAGCAAGCUGGUGAAACAGGGCUUCAUUCCGAUGGCCGUUCCCGACCUGCUGCGAGGAGCUGUGUUUGAAGGCUGUGGCAUGCAGCCCAACGCCGUCCCGUCCCCCGUGUACAACAUCGACCCGUCCCGCUUCGAGGACCUGUGCCUGGCUGGCACCUCCGAGGUCGGCAUCGCAGGCUACUUCAUGGAUCAUGCCGUGAAUUUGGAGGACAUGCCAGUCAGAACCGUGUGUUCCAGCACGUGCUACAGAGCGGAGACAGACACCGGCAAGGAGCCCUGGGGCUUGUACAGGGUCCAUCAGUUCACCAAGGUGGAGAUGUUUGGGGUGACGGCGGCGGAGAGCGGGGAGGAGAGCGCCGCCCUGCUGGAGGACUUCCUCGCCCUGCAGAAGGAGAUCUUCUCCGAGCUAGGGCUGCAUUACAGGGUCCUGGAUAUGCCCACCCAGGAGCUCGGGCUGCCCGCCUACCGGAAAUACGACAUCGAAGCCUGGAUGCCCGGCAGGGGCAAGUAUGGUGAGAUCUCCAGCACCUCCAACUGCACUGACUACCAGAGCCGGCGCCUGAACAUCAUGUACUGCGACCGGACAGGGCAGCUCCGCUACGCGCAUACGGUCAACGGCACAGCCUGCGCCGUCCCGCGGGUGCUGAUCGCUCUGCUGGAGUCCAACCAGCUCCAGGAUGGCAGCGUCCGAGUCCCCGCGAUCCUGCAGCCGUUCCUGGGCAUGGAAACCAUCGUCAAACCCGGCUACGCCCCCUUGAAAUACAUCGGGCCCAACCAGCCCAAGCGCCGCUGAGCCGUCGACCGGGAGCGGCCGUAACGGGGACCAGCCGUCGGGGAGCCCAGCCGGACGCAGACGAGACACACGAGCGCACCCCGGCAGCAUUCAGAGGGGCCUUUCCUGCCAUGACCGGUGGAGCUGAUGGCUGACGAGAUCGAGAGCUUUUCGCCCCGCGGGCCGCCGGUUCUCAUCUGACUCGGGCCGGCGCUGGUUGUGGCGUGUUCCCAUCGGCCAUCCCUUUGAAGAAACGAGUUUGCCGGGUCUCAGCCCAGAUCCCCGGUGGAGCCGCGUCGCACAGAGCAGGAUCGGCACCGAUUCUCGCCGGCAGCCUCAGUGGAGAGGCAGAAAGGGCCAUGGAGACUGGUCUCCCCCGUUGGCCAUAGCCAGGGUCUCCCGGGGGCUGUGGCAGCCAAGCAGGGGGGCAGUGUGUGGGGUGGGGAGGGUCGCCCUUGCAGCUGCCCAUGCUGUGGGGAAGGAGAGGGGGAUCCAGGCUCCCUGAUCGGUUGCUGGACUGACUGCAGUGGGGGCAGGAUCCCAGCCAAGGAGCUCAGAGCGGGAGAGAGAUACCUGAGUGGGGCAGGUGCCAGGGUGGGGCAUGGGGUGCCUAGAGCCGCCAAUCAAGGGAAUGAGAUUGUGCCACCCAUUAAAUCUGCAAUUGAAAAAGGUU